Molecule: messenger RNA, 1002 nt
Organism: Marasmius oreades (fairy-ring Marasmius)
Lineage: Eukaryota; Fungi; Basidiomycota; Agaricomycetes; Agaricales; Marasmiaceae
Gene: LIA1
Product: deoxyhypusine hydroxylase
Exons: 6
Coding region: 1-1002 (333 amino acids)
Biological process (GO): peptidyl-hypusine biosynthetic process
Molecular function (GO): deoxyhypusine monooxygenase activity
Source: RefSeq, a predicted model, not a curated record
AUGUCUGCCUCCGUCACCCCAGAACAACUGAAAGCACUCGAAGAUUCUCUACUAAAUACCACCGGAAAUGUUCCUCUUCAUAUCCGUUUCAGAGCUUUAUUUACUCUAAAAGCACUUAAGUCGGAGGAGGCAAUAAAAAUUAUUUCUAGAUGCUUUCAGGACCCCUCCGCACUGCUCAAACAUGAACUGGCAUAUUGUUUGGGACAGAUGAAAAAGACCUCUGCUCUUCCUGUCUUAGAAACAGUUUUAAAGGAUGUGAAUGAAGACCCGAUGGUCAGGCAUGAAGCGGCUGAAGCAAUGGGCGCGAUAUCAUCUGCAGAUUCUAUACCGACUCUGAAGCAAUUUCUAUCCGAUCCGGAAAGAGCAGUACGCGAAACCUGCGAGAUCGCAAUCGACCGAAUCGAAUGGGAACAGUCAGAGGAAGGUAAACGAGCUUUGGACACUCAGAAAGUCGAGAGACACAUACCACUCUACACCUCUAUUGACCCCGCACCUCCUACUUCAAAACUCCUGUUCGGAGCUCCCAAACCGGAAGAUGUAUCUCAAGAGAGCAUAGACAUCUUGAAGUCCCAACUCCUCGACAAAGAACGACCUCUUUUCGAACGUUACCGUGCAAUGUUCACCCUUCGCAAUAUCGGUUCACCAGCUGCUGUCGAUGCUCUCGCUUCUGGUUUUUCUGAUGAUAGUGCGUUAUUCAAACACGAAAUCGCUUUUGUCUUUGGUCAACUCCUUUCGCCUCACUCUGUUCCCGCUCUCCUUAAUGUCCUACGAGACGUCAACGAAUCCGACAUGGUACGGCAUGAAGCUGCAGAAGCUCUGGGCGGAAUUGGUACACCAGAAGUUUUUCCGCACAUCACCGAGUGGAUGAAUAGGGAGGAUGCUCCUCAAGUUGUACGAGAGAGCUGUCAAGUUGCUAUCGAUAUGUGGGAGCACGAAAAUUCUGGAGCUUUCCAGUAUGCAAAUGGGCUCGAAGCUACGCCUGCUCAAGUGGCUGUCGCAUGA